CUGGUCGCGCUGGCCCAGCUGCUCCUCGACCCGCAUUACCGCACGAUUCACGGCUACGAGAUCUUGAUCGAGAAGGAGUUCCUCAGCUUCGGCCACAGGUUCCAGGAUCGCUGUGGCCACCACGGCAAGAAAGAGAAGGACCAACGAUCGCCGAUCUUUCACCAGUUUUUGGAAUGCACGUGGCAGCUGCUCCAGCAGUUCCCUUCGGCAUUCGAGUUCAACGAACUCUUCCUGGAGACCGUGCUGGAGCACGUCUACUCCUGCCGCUUCGGCACUUUCUUCAUGAACUCGGCCAAGGAGCGGGCAGACAGCCAGCUGGCCGAGAGGACUUGCUCCCUGUGGACGACCAUCAACGGGUUCGGCAGCGACGGCGAAGACGUGGGUGUUUUUAGCCCUGAGGACGUAGAGACACCGGCGGGCGCGGCGGCCGACGCUGCGUCGCUCCUCCACCGAGAAACCCGCAGCGCCGUCGACGCCCAAAGCCAGCCAGAGCCAGAGCAGUGA
Acanthamoeba castellanii str. Neff is the source of this 504-nucleotide messenger RNA. Its product is annotated as myotubularin family protein. The transcript has 4 exons. NCBI's taxonomy places the organism in Eukaryota, Discosea, Longamoebia, Acanthamoebidae. The record is from RefSeq and is a predicted model, not a curated record. The annotation marks the transcript as partial.